Messenger RNA from Glycine soja, 1149 nucleotides. RefSeq lists its product as uncharacterized. Bases 1 to 1149 code for a protein of 382 amino acids. NCBI's taxonomy places the organism in Eukaryota, Viridiplantae, Streptophyta, Magnoliopsida, Fabales, Fabaceae. The transcript is spliced from 2 exons. The record is from RefSeq and is a predicted model, not a curated record.
AUGUUUAGUAUGCAACAACAAUGGGUUUUGGCGAUUGGUAGUGUCUUCGAUGAGGGUGGCGAACCUAAUGCCGAAGGCAUUACGGGAUGCUCCGUUGGGGCGGUCUUAGAGGUGAUGAGGUUGUCUAGAUCAUCAAGGGGUUCUUUCGACGAUGAAUUCCAGCUUGGCUCUAACAAGAGGGGUCAUUCCCAUUGGUGGAGGGAUAUUAGAAAGCUAUAUCAUCAGUCGGAUCCUAAUAUUUUCAAUCAGCAUUUGACCUGGAAGGUUGGGAGUGGGGAAAGAAUCAAAUUUUGGACAGAUAAGUGGCUAGGGACAGACUGCACUCUUGAGCAGAAAUAUAAUCAACUUUUUCGGAUUAGUAGACAGCAAAGUUCCCUCAUCUCUAGCAUGGGUAACUUUAAUAAUGAUAGCUGGGAGUGGGAUCUCAGGUGGAGGAGGAAUCUAUUUGAUCAUGAAAAUGAUAUAGCUGUGCAGUUUAUGGAGGAAAUAAGCUUCAUUCCUAUCGAGAGGCAUAGUAAGGAUUCUAUGGUGUGGCUAGCUGAACCCCACGGGCAUUACACUACUAAAUCAGCUUACAAGUUCUACACUAAACCCAGUACAUCAAACUCAGAUGGGAAGAUAUAUAGCAUAAUCUGGAAGUUGAAAAUUCCCCCUCGGGUAGCAGUUUUCUGUUGGAGACUCCUUAAAAACAGACUACCUACCAAGGACAAUCUCCUAAGAAGAAACAUUACUAUCCAGGAUCAAAACUGUCCUUUGUGUGGUAAUGCACAGGAGGAUGUGGGCCACCUAUUGUUCAACUGUAAUCUGACAAAAGGUUUGUGGUGGGAAUCCAUGAGAUGGAUCCGGGUAGUAGGCCCCCUUCCAAGUCACCCAAAGUGCCACUUUACUCAAUUCUGUGAAGGCUUUGGGAACCCUGUAUAUCAGGACAUAAGGGGUGGAUGGUGGAGUGCCUUGACUAGUUCUAUCUGGCACCAUAGAAACAACCUGAUUUUCCAAGGAAGACCUUUUGAUCCAUAUAAAGUUAUGGAUCAUGCUAUAUACCUAGUUUGGUCCUGGUUCAAGGCUAAAGAUAAAGAUUUCAAUAUUAGCUUAAAUCAUUGGUCUUCAAAUAUUUCGAAUUCCUUUGGAUAUUCUGCUGGGCUUUCUUAA